Molecule: messenger RNA, 477 nt
Organism: Miscanthus lutarioriparius
Lineage: Eukaryota; Viridiplantae; Streptophyta; Magnoliopsida; Poales; Poaceae
Source: the annotation of a GenBank genome assembly
AUGCAGGAGCCUGGUGUCGCCGAGAAGGAGUUCUCGCCGGCGAACGCCCGGUACCUGAUGAAGCAGAUCCUGUGCAACCGCUUCACCUCCUCGGCGGUAGGCGGCGAGAAGCCGGCGGACGAGGAGCCGCUGCCGCCGUGGCUGACGGAGGAGGACGUGGGGCACUUCGCGUCGGAGUUCGAGCGGACGGGCUUCACGGGGCCCAUCAACUACUACCGCAACAUGGACCGGAACUGGGAGCUGGCGGCGCCGUGGGCGGACGCCAAGGUGGAGGUGCCCACCAGGUUCAUCGUCGGCGACGGCGACCUCACCUACCACUACUCGGGCAUCCAGGACUACAUCCACAAGGGCGGGUUCCAGGCCGACGUCCCGGGGCUCGACAGCGUCGUCGUCAUCCCCGGCGCCGGACACUUCGUCCAGCAGGAGAAGGCCGACGAGGUCAGCCAGCAUAUCUACGACUUCAUCUCCAAGUUCUGA